This is a messenger RNA of Dama dama (fallow deer), 1950 nucleotides long. Its product is annotated as heterogeneous nuclear ribonucleoprotein K-like. Gene Ontology annotation, biological process: regulation of mRNA splicing, via spliceosome; regulation of transcription by RNA polymerase II. The record is from RefSeq and is a predicted model, not a curated record. NCBI's taxonomy places the organism in Eukaryota, Metazoa, Chordata, Mammalia, Artiodactyla, Cervidae. Gene Ontology annotation, cellular component: nucleus; cytoplasm. Gene Ontology annotation, molecular function: mRNA binding.
UCAGGCUAAAGCACUGCAAACGCCAUUAUCCUCUGUUUCUCUGCUGCACCGACCUCGACGUCUUGCCUACUUCCCGCUUAUUUGCAGCCUAUAGAUUGGUGUGUCCCUUGAAUACAAGAAAAUGGAAACUGAACAGCCAGAGGGAACAUUUCCCAACACCGAAACCAAUGGCGAAUUUGGUAAACGCCCUGCUGAAGAUAUGGAAGAGGAACAAGCUUUUAAAAGAUCUAGAAAAACUGAUGAGAUGGUUGAAUUACGCAUUCUGCUUCAGAGCAAGAAUGCUGGAGCAGUGAUUGGAAAAGGAGGCAAGAAUAUUAAGGCUCUCCGUACAGACUACAAUGCCAGUGUUUCAGUCCCAGACAGCAGUGGCCCUGAGCGCAUAUUGAGUAUCAGUGCUGAUAUUGAAACGAUUGGAGAAAUUCUGAAGAAAAUCAUCCCUACCUUGGAAGAGGGCCUGCAGUUGCCAUCACCCACUGCAACCAGCCAGCUCCCACUCAAAUCUGAUGCUGUGGAAUGCUUAAAUUACCAACACUAUAAAGGAAGUGACUUUGACUGCGAGUUGAGACUGUUGAUUCAUCAGAGUCUGGCAGGAGGAAUUAUUGGAGUCAAAGGUGCUAAAAUCAAAGAACUUCGAGAGAACACUCAGACAACAAUCAAGCUUUUCCAGGAAUGUUGUCCUCAAUCUACUGACAGAGUCGUUCUUAUUGGAGGAAAACCUGAUAGGGUUGUAGAGUGCAUAAAGAUCAUCCUUGAUCUUAUAUCAGAGUCUCCCAUCAAAGGACGCGCUCAGCCUUACGAUCCCAAUUUUUAUGAUGAGACCUAUGACUAUGGUGGUUUUACAAUGAUGUUUGAUGACCGCCGUGGACGUCCUGUGGGAUUUCCAAUGAGGGGAAGAGGUGGUUUUGACAGAAUGCCACCUGGUCAGGGUGGGCGUCCCAUGCCUCCCUCCAGAAGAGAUUAUGAUGACAUGAGCCCUCGUCGAGGACCUCCUCCACCCCCUCCCGGGCGAGGUGGCCGGGGUGGUAGUAGAGCUCGGAAUCUUCCUCUUCCACCACCACCACCACCUAGAGGAGGAGAUCUAAUGGCCUAUGACAGAAGAGGAAGACCUGGAGACCGUUAUGAUGGCAUGGUUGGUUUCAGGGCUGAUGAAACCUGGGACUGCCCAUCAGAGUGGCAGAUGGCUUAUGAACCACAGGGUGGCUCUGGAUAUGAUUAUUCCUAUGCAGGGGGUUGUGGCUCAUAUGGUGAUCUUGGUGGACCUAUUAUUAGUACACAAGUAACUAUUCCCAAAGAUUUGGCUGGAUCUAUUAUUGGCAAAGGUGGUCAGUGGAUUAAACAAAUCCGUCAUGAGUCAGGAGCUUCGAUCAAAAUUGAUGAGCCUUUAGAAGGAUCCGAAGAUCGGAUCAUUACCAUUACAGGAACACAGGACCAGAUACAGAAUGCACAGUAUUUGCUGCAGAACAGUGUGAAGCAGUAUUCUGGAAAGUUUUUCUAAGACUAGUGAAGAACUGAAGGAGUCCUGCAUCUUUUUUUUUUUAUCUGCUUCUGUUUAAAAAGCCAACAUUCCUCUGCUUCAUAGGUGUUCUGCAUUUGAGGUGUAGUGAAAUCUUUGCUGUUCACCAGAUGUAAUGUUUUAGUUCCUUACAAACAGGGUGGGGGGUGGGGGAGGGUGUGCAAAAACUAACAUUGAAAUUUUGAAACAGCAGCAGAGUGAGUGAAUUUUAAUUUUUGUUCAUUGUUGGUGGUUUAAAGAAGUCCCCCCAUGUAAUUAUUGUGAACACUUUGCUCUGUGGUCACUGUAACAUUUGGGGUGGUGGGACAGGGAGGAAAAGUAACAGUAGUCCAUAUGUCCCUGACAUCUAUUCAGAGCAGUGUGCAGAAUGUAAUGCUCUUUUGUAAGAAACGUUUUAUGAUUUUUAAAAUAAAUUUAGUGAACCUAAAAAAAAAAAA